Molecule: messenger RNA, 5234 nt
Organism: Fopius arisanus
Lineage: Eukaryota; Metazoa; Arthropoda; Insecta; Hymenoptera; Braconidae
Product: RNA exonuclease 1 homolog
Exons: 6
Coding region: 302-3826 (1174 amino acids)
Cellular component (GO): nucleus
Molecular function (GO): metal ion binding; nucleic acid binding; exonuclease activity
Source: RefSeq, a predicted model, not a curated record
GAUCGGACUAUAGACGCAACAACAGUCAAGUAAAGCGUAACCUCAUAGUUAUGCAUCUCUCUAAUAUCUCCAAUAUCCACUCCACCAGUCAUACCGAAAUAUCUAGACCAAAUAUUUACUAUUUAUUCUUCAUUAUAAGAAUUGCCGUAAGAAAUUCAAUCAAUAAAUUGACAGGAACAAUCCUGAGUAGCCCGUAGUGUUCUCUCAUAAAUUCAAAAUCAUUGAGGAAUAGAAUAAUGACAGUAUGACGCUUCGAAAUGAUGGAAUUGACAAAGAGAGGAGUUAACUCAUUGAAAUAGUGAUGCUUCCAUCAACGGGUUAUUUCAAAUCGAUAAAUUGUCCGUUUUAUGACAGCGGCACAUGUGACAGGCCUUAUUGCCACUUCAAACACCUGCGAAGAGAUGAUGUGCCGAAUCCAGCACCAUCGAUUGUGGGUUACAGCACAGUUCAGGAGCCCCAGAAAAUCAUCGAGUCAGUUGAUGGGGGUGAAAAAAGCGGAGCCACCCCCUCACAAACUCCUAAUCCUGAGAUGAUACAACAGUUGGUUUCUGAUGCAGUCAGCAAGGCUCUCGCUGAUCAGGGUGUCACGGAUUCAGACAAUGUUUCUAAAGAUAUUGUUUCUAAGGUCGUUGAGGGCCUCAAGCCAACACUGGUUCCAGCAAUUGGCAAACACAGUGGGGUCCCUCAAUCUAUAACUAAACCGUGUGUAUAUAAUCCAACGCCAAUAUCAGAGCUCAGAAAACGACACAUUGCAGUGCCUGUUUAUAAUCCGACGAGAGAGAGUAAGGUUGCUGUCAAGAGAAAAUCCACAGAGGACUCAGCGAAACCCUGGCUCAGUGCGCUGCCUGAAUCCAUAAAGAACGAUCAAAAGAGAAUUAGUGAAAUAACUUACAAACCUACGGCUAUAGUUCAUGAUAAAGACAUUGGGGAUCCACUCAAUUAUGUUCCAACUACUAAGUCAGAUGACAGUAAUUCAAGUGACUACUCUAAACGGAAGGAGGCUUAUUACCCCAAGUGUAAGAAACGUCGAGAGGAGUAUGUCCCAAAAAAGGUCAAAGCUCCUCUGCAGUCUGUAGCGCACUUGGAUGAGGUGUCCCUCGAUUCGUUUGAUCCGGAGUUUAAUCUGUUGGAUGAUAUUUUGAUAGGGGAUCCCAAAGGAUUGAAAAAUUACGAGAGCAGUUCCCAGGACAUGUAUAGUAUUGAGGGAAGAUUUUCAGAUGAGGAGUAUAUGGAGGAACCUGAGGCAACCAAAGAAGCACGUAAAAUUGAGGAGGGUGUGACUCAAGAGGCGAUUAUUAUUGACGAGCCAGAAAAAAAGGAAGAUAACGAUAAUGGUGUGACGAGAGAUUUUACAGUUAAUACUACCAGCAAUAGUAAUACAAACAAUGAAAAUUGCCGGAGAAAAGAUUCGAAAAAAGAUAAAAACUCGAAAUCAAAUCAUGAUGACGAGUCCAGAAGAGGUUCUGUCAGUUCAGAAUCGUCUAAACACAGUGAGACACACAAAUCUUCCAUACGAGAACACUCGAACAAAGAAAACUCAACGGAAAAAAAAUCCACGAGUCACAGUAGCAAAAAUUCUAGCAGUGACAGAGACAAGAAGAGUUCUCACAGUAGAAGAGACUCGAAAGAUCACAACAAAAGUUCAAAUUCAUCACAUUCACACAGAUCCUCAUCAAGUAGGCAUAAAGACAGUAAAAAACAUAAAAGUAAGAGCAGUUCUUCCCAUAGUACUAGAGACAAGUCACAUCAAUCGAGUUCUCACUCAGAUAAAUCAGCGACUUCCAAAGAAAAUACUCACCACAAGUCAAGUAGACACGAUAAGAAGAAAUCCUCAAAUUCGUCACGCUCCAAGUCAGGGGAGAAGUCCACAUCCAAGUCCUCGGAGAAAUCCUCGAGGUCUAGCUACAAAUCCAAAGAUACGAAAGAAUCAUCUGAAAAAAAUCAAUCAGAUCAUGACUCGUCCAGUGAAGCUGUCAAUAAUUUUAUCGGUGAGGAGCUUCUCCAGUCUUCAGAUUCCGAACACGAUGUCGAGGAGGAGUGCCUCAAAAUUUUUCAAGAGUAUCAGGUGACCGAGGCGCCAAAAAAUAUUCAAAUUCAUCAAACGAAAAAAGCAAAUGAGGUAAUUGAAGAAGUUGGUAAAAAACGUGUUGCUCAUCCCUCAGCAGAAUAUUCUGUAACUCGUAAUGCCGGACCAGCUCAACCACUUAAAAAGGCACCCAAUCCCCAGCAACGAAUGUACGAUCGUUGGCGAAUGAUGCGAGAAGCUGCUGCUGACAAAGCUGCUGAAAGAGCGUCUAAGCAAACGAUUCCUGAGACAGAAGAAAUACAAACCAAUAACACAGUUGAAAUAAAAACUAAAAAUAUUGCACCCAUCAAAACAAUACACAAUGAGCCUCAAGUUAAUGGAAAUGGCCGUGUAAGAAUAGCACAUGUUCCUUACGCAAUGUCCCUGGCACUGUCGAAAAAGAAAGUAGUUGAUAGUACAUCGAAGCCGAUGGAAUCAAAGACAGUAGCGCAAACAGCAAAAGGCACACCUCGAAUCGCUCAUAUCCCACAAACAGUACCGACUCUGGUUCGCCCCGAGCCACUUCAAGUGGCAAACCAGAAGUUUGCUAUAAAUGUUCGUCAGUAUUACGUUAACCUCAUGCACGACAUUUGCGUACAAAUAUACACCAAUGGUGAUGACGCUGCACAACGUGCACUACGUGAGGAGCUUGCCUGUCACGAGCGCUGCAAAGCCCUGGCAGUUUACAAAAAUUCAUGUAUGCUCGCUGCUCACAGACUCAGAAAGGAAGUCGAUCAGGGUGAACUGGAUGGAUCAGUACCAUCAGCAAGUGGAAUGUUAUCCCACGAUGCUGUACUUGCUGGUAAAUCAAAGGGCUCUUGGAGCGUUGUUAAGGUGAAAAAAGCGGUGACUGAUUUCAAGGGCUCGGCUCUUUACUGCAUGCUCAAAAAAUGGAUAAUGACAGAGACACAGCUGCGAGACAAUGGAUUCCCACGAGCUCACCCCGAGGGCCCCAAGGGGAGAGCUAUGAUAUAUGCCACGAGAAAUCAACCGUUAAUUUCCAAAGUGCCUAAUGAGAGAUUCUGCAUUCGUUGUGGCCAAGCCUACAUGGUCGACAAACGGGGUUGUCCCGUCAAAGAACAAAAUUGCAUCUAUCACUGGGGUCGAAAAUUUACUGUGAGGGGGGAGGGAAGGUACAGCUGUUGUCAGCAGUAUGGAUCAGCGGGUGGUUGUACUGACGCUAAAAAUCAUGUGUGGGAUUUUGUUGAUUAUGAAAAUCUCAGGGGGUACGUUGGAACAUUACCCAAGGAGGGUUGUGAAGAGGAGGACCAAGGGGUUUAUGCCCUCGAUUGCGAAAUGACGUACACCACACAAGGUUUAGAGUUGACAAGGGUCACGGUUAUUAAUGAGGAUUGUAACGUUAUUUACGAGACUCUUGUUAAGCCUGAUAAUCCAAUUAUUGAUUAUAACACGAGAUUUUCAGGGAUUACCGAAGAAAAUAUGGCGGGUGUGACCACAAGCCUGCUGGACGUACAGGCAACUUUAUUAACAAUGUUCUCGGAUCACACGAUAUUAGUGGGCCACAGUUUGGAAAGUGAUUUCAAAGCACUGAAACUCAUCCACAACACAGUUGUGGAUACUAGCAUGAUGUUUCCCCAUAAAAAUGGACCACCGUAUAAACGUGCCCUGAGAAAUUUGUGCUCCGAAUAUCUACGUAAAAUCAUUCAGAAUGAUGUCGGAGGUCACGAUAGUAACGAGGAUGCUGUCGCUUGUAUGGAACUGAUACACUGGAAAGUCAAAGAGGAAGCCAAACUUCAGUGAAUGGAGGAUAAAUCCAUCAGUUUAUCUCUCACACCGAUCAAUAUCCAAAUCUGUGUUACUAUUCUACUGCCGAUUACAUCACAAAUUCACUGUAUAAAUGUGUAAUAUACUGUGUAAUAUUAUGAAGUGGCGGAUGCAGAAAUGCAGGAUUACUCUUGUUCACACUUAAAUACAUAAAAACAUUAUCAGUUUAUUCCGAUAAAUAUUGUCGACGAAAUUCAGUACACCUUCAUGAUUAUCAUCCAUUUCAAUUACUAUUUUUGUACUUCGUUGGCUAUUUAUAUUCACAUUGAUUAAACGUUAUCAGAACAAUGAAAUUCAUUAUUUAUUUAUUUUUUAUUUUGUACACAUGGGAAAAUUAUUUUUACACUGUAUUAUCAAAAAUCAAGUUUCAAUCUUCGUUACGUGAAAGCAUCAUCAAGCAAAGCUGCUCUCAAUCAAAUGACUAUUUUUUUUUUACUAUUUUAUUUAGUGCCGCAUAAUUUGAUUAUAUCCCUUUCAAAUAAUUCCUGUUUUAAUUGAAAAAUAUAGUUCCUAUUUUUUCGUAUAUAAACAACGAUUUUACAUCUGUCUUCUCUUUUACAACAAAGAUAUUAUUUAAUCUAGGCUCCGCUCCAUCGAACUUGAUAGGAAGUCAUUUCGACGGCGCAAAUUAUUGACAUCAUUUUUUAAUAUCCAACACCUUCGAAAAUGCACGAAUAGCUCCUGAUUUUUUUCCAAAUUACCCACUUGUGAUUUACCAACAAUGAAGUUAUGUAAAACAUUAUAUAAUACUGAGAGCUCGAUUUAUCAAAGUCAAUCGUCAAAUUCGCGAUGUGAAUUCCAUUCUCAUUCUUCAUAAAUGCUAUCGAGUCCUAUCGAGAAGAACGUGGUAUUCGGCUGUAUAUAUAAUAUGUACAAAUUAAUACUUAAAGUAGACGUCUAUACAAUCUCGUGUGAAUAUAUAUUAAUGGUAUGAAUUAAUAGGUUGAUCAUUGCACGUUCCACUAGAUUGCCUGAGUAUGAUUCUAUCCCUGCAUUAUCAUAAAAAUUGGCGAUCCUCAUAAAUAUAGGUAUAAUAAACUAUACAUCGAGACUAGUCUCAAUGAGAUCUUACUAGUCAAUAUUACACAUUGUACCUGAAAAUUUCACGCCACUGCUGACUCCAUUGAAUACGGAAUUACGAAAAAUAUAGAUGAGGCCUUUUUUUAAAAUCCGAUGAUGAGCUCGAUGGACAAAUCUUCUAAAAAUAUGGAAUUCCAUUCGUGUCGAUAUGAAGGCAUCUAUCAAAAGACACAUUAGCUUCAUUGAAACUUUCCAACUAGUGAACGGUUCUUAAGACAUUCCAUUGAUAAAUCGUGAGUCCAUUGAACAGCUAAGUAAAUUUUUUUGCUCAUUGCAUGUCUUACAUGUCGCCGCUCGGAUGGUC